AUGGCUCUCCAGCGCGCGCUGCCCGUCGUGGACGUGUUGCUCGUGUUCUAUGAGCUGGAUAUGCGCAAGUCGGAUGGGGAGGUGCCGAGGUGCGCCUCGUCCAUCCACGGCAGGCACGCGCUCCUUGGCGAGCUGCUGCGCCGGAGAUCUGGAGGUAGAAGAUAG
This is a messenger RNA of Gloeophyllum trabeum ATCC 11539, 165 nucleotides long. RefSeq lists its product as uncharacterized. The transcript is spliced from 2 exons. The record is from RefSeq and is a predicted model, not a curated record. The coding region runs from base 1 to 165 and encodes 54 amino acids. Lineage: Eukaryota; Fungi; Basidiomycota; Agaricomycetes; Gloeophyllales; Gloeophyllaceae.